Molecule: messenger RNA, 381 nt
Organism: Sorex fumeus (smoky shrew)
Lineage: Eukaryota; Metazoa; Chordata; Mammalia; Eulipotyphla; Soricidae
Product: histone H3.1t-like
Exons: 1
Coding region: 1-381 (126 amino acids)
Cellular component (GO): nucleosome
Molecular function (GO): structural constituent of chromatin; DNA binding; protein heterodimerization activity
Source: RefSeq, a predicted model, not a curated record
AUGGCGCGCAAGUCAACAGACGUGAAGGCACCCUGCAAGCAAGUGGCCACCAAAGUGGCCCACAAGAGUGUGCUGGCCAUGGGCAGCGUGAAGAAACCGUACCACUAUCAGCCGGCACCUUGGCGCUGCAUGAGAUCCACUGCUACCACAAGUCCACCGAGUUGCUUAUCAGCAAGCUAUCUUUACAGCGGCUGGUGUGCGAGAUCACUCAGGACUUCAAGACCUACCUGUGCUCCCAGAGCUCGGCCGUCAUGGCGCUGCAAGGAAGCGUGCAAGGCCUACCUGGUGGGGCUUUUUGAGGAUACCAACUUUUGCACCAUCCACUCAAAGUGCGUCAGCAUUAUGCGCAAGGACAUCCAGCUGCACCAAGAGAGGGCAUAA